GCAGAGAUAUGCUACGAACAGCUGGAGCUGGGUGUGUCGAAGGCGGAGGUCACAGCAUUGCGAGAUAAUCUUCUCAGGCAGUGCCAUGGCAGACCGGCUCCUCUUUUCCCAAAGCCCACGCUGCAGCCGACGCCGCCGCCAGCAAAGGAGGCGUCCGCGAAGAAGGAGGAGGAGAUCCCCUCCGGAAAGGCUUUGGACGUCAAGUAUGACAAGGCUUCCAAGGGUGACCAGGAAGCUGCACAGGCAGCGCUCCUGGCUGCGAUGACUGUGGCCCCGGUGGUUCCGGCCGCCACGGUGCCCGAAGUAGCCCCCGAACCGGAGCCAGUGGCGACUGAAGCGGCGCCGGCAGAGCCCGAGGAGACCACGCCCGCCACGAAGAGCCGCAAAAAGAAGUGGCUGGGCAACGGGCGGAUAGAGGGACGAGCAGCCCACCUGCCCAACGCAUCCAUCAAUGGCACGUACUACGUGAAAGAGAAGACCAUGCUUUUUCACGGUCGCCCCUGCUGGGAGAAGCCAAGCGCAAAUCUGGAGGAGCGUCGGGUGAUAUUCUUCAGCAAUCCGCUCUUGCAGUGGAAGAUCAGUGACCGCUUCGACGAUCAAGCGGAUGUCUAUGCGUUCGCGAACGCCAGAGAUCUCGACGACAAAUCCGCACCCACAGGAGCGAGCUUAAAGUGGUGCGUCUUCGACGGCAAGGAGCACAUCUUCGAUCCGGAGGUUCGCUUCGUGGAGCUGGAGGACGAGGAGGAGCCAGAGAAAAAGCGCAAGAAAGCUGCAGAACCCGCCAAGGAGGAGGGCACGCC
Molecule: messenger RNA, 800 nt
Organism: Symbiodinium sp. CCMP2456
Lineage: Eukaryota; Dinophyceae; Suessiales; Symbiodiniaceae
Source: the annotation of a GenBank genome assembly